UCUCACACCCUCACCCUCACCCUCAGCGUGGCGGAGGACCCGUUCUGGAGAAGCGAUGCCAUCUCUCUCUGCUUCCUCAGGCUGGAGUCGAUCGGAGCAGGAUGAACUUGUCUUUCUCCAGUUCCUUCCUCUUCUGUUCCUCCUUCUCUCUUCUCUUCCUCCUCUUCCUCCUGGCGCCUCGGUGCCAGACGCACCCAGAGCCGUGCCACCUGCUGGCAAGAAUCGGGCACACAUUGCGCCUGGGCGCUCUGCUGCCCACCCGCCAGCCCGCCCGCGUCCAGGCGGCGCUCGGCCGGGCUCUGCUACACCUGCAGCACGCGCACUCCACCCUGCUGCCUUACAACCUGAGCGUAGAGGUGGUGUGGGGUGGUCCGCGGCGGGCAGGAGACCCCGAGACGGCGCUCAGGUGCGUGUGUGAGGAGCUGGUAGUGAACGGCGUGUCGGCUGUGUUGGCGUUCCCACAGAGCCGAGAUGAGCUCCUGCAGGUGGAGUUCAUGGCCACGUUUCUGGAGAUUCCCUUCAUCAGCAUCAUCGAACAGGGAGAACCAAUCAGGACACAGAACCGUUUCCACCUGCAGAUGACUACGAGGGUUCCCCCAUCCGGCCUGGCGGAGCUGCUGCUAGCUGUGUUGGUUAGGGAGGGGUGGCAGGGUGGUGCUGCUGUUCUCUGCCCCGGAUCGGAGGAUUCUGGGAUAUUAGAGCACCUCCAGCAGCAGGGCAGGAUUGGGCUGAACGGGGCACAUUGGCACCUUUGGGAAACACUUAACCUCUCCCACCGACAGAGGGCAGCAGAGAGCCGAGAGGAAGAGGAUAAUGGGGAAGAAGAGGUGACCGAACUCCUCUCCCAGCUCUUGAGCCGGACCCCCUCCGCGCUGGCCUCCAGCAUCCUCCUGUUUGGCUCUGACCCAGAGUGCAUGGCCACCGUCCUGCGGGGGGCAUCCCAGCUCAGCCUGACCCUACACCCCACGCACUGGAUCAUGGGGUUCCCCCUCAGUCUGGACGCUCUGCACUCUAUCGGCUCCCCGCUGGGCCUGCUGGCCUACGGAGAGGUCAACCGCAAACCGCUCAACUUCUACAUCCGCGACGCGCUGCAGCUGAUCGGCCGAGCCGUGUUUGCCGCCACGGCGAUCAGACCCGACCUGGCGCUCAUACAGAACGUGGUCAACUGCUUCGAUAAGCCCAAUAAACAUGAGGUUCCCUCCUCUGGACAGUACCUGGCCAGAUUCCUGUCCAAUACGUCAUUUGAUGGUCUAACAGGUCAAAUUCAGGUUCAGCAUUAUCGCUCCAGGGUCCUAACCACCCAGCGCUUCCACAUAUGGAGCCUGCAGAGGGAUGCUAUGGGUCAACCAAGUUGGGUGACCGUGGCUGGCUUUCAGGCUGGCCACCUGGAAGUGGAAGAACAGGGCCUUUGGCCUGGAGUGACCCAGCGCGUGUCAGAUGAAAGCCCGGGAAUCCAUCCUGGAGGGCGCUGGCAGCCUGGACUUCCGGUGGCUGGCAGCAGACUUCGUGUUGUGACCUUAGUGGAGCAUCCGUUUGUUUUUACAAGAGAAGUGGAUGAUGAUGGUCAAUGUCCGGCUGGCCAGCUGUGCUUGGACCCUCAUACCAACAGCUCGGAUGUUCUAAACCACCUUUUUAGGGAGCUGGAACAAGCGAAUAGCAGCAGCAGCAGCAACUUCAUCCCCUCUGAGAUCCGCAAAUGCUGCUACGGCUACUGUAUAGACCUUCUGGAGAAGCUAGCGGAGGACAUGCAGUUUGAGUUUGACCUCUAUAUCGUGGGUGACGGUAAAUAUGGAGCGUGGAAAGGGGGCAGAUGGACAGGCCUGGUGGGGGACUUGCUCAGCGGAGCGGCCGACAUGGCCGUCACAAGCUUCAGCAUCAACUCGGCACGUAGCAAAGUCAUCGACUUCACCAGCCCUUUCUUCUCCACCAGCCUGGGCAUUCUGGUGCGAAGUAAAGACACAGCCGCCCCAAUUGGGGCCUUCAUGUGGCCUCUGCACUGGUCGAUGUGGGUUGGGAUCUUUGUGGCGCUUCAUAUAACAGCUCUUUUCCUCACGCUGUACGAGUGGAAUAGUCCCUUUGGCAUGACGCCGCAUGGACGAAACCGCGUCCGGGUCUUUUCCUACUCAUCUGCGCUUAACCUCUGUUACGCCAUCCUGUUUGGCAGGACGGUGGCCAGCAAAACGCCGAAGUGCUGGACAGGACGCUUUCUGAUGAACCUCUGGGCUAUUUUCUGUCUACUGGUCCUGUCCAGCUACACAGCUAACUUGGCAGCGGUCAUGGUGGGAGAAAAAACCUUCGAAGAGGUUUCAGGGAUUCACGAUGCCAAGCUCCACCACCCGUCUCUGGGGUUCCGCUUCGGGACGGUUCGGGAGAGCAGCGCUGAGGAUUAUAUGAAGAAAAGCUUCCCCGAGAUGCACGAAUACAUGAGACGCUUCAACAAGCCCACCACGCCAGAAGGGGUCGCCACUCUCAAGACAGAUCCUGCUCAGUUGGACGCCUUCAUCAUGGACAAAGCCCUGCUGGACUACGAGGUGUCCAUAGAUGCUGACUGCAAGCUGCUGACCGUGGGCAAGCCCUUCGCUAUUGAAGGUUAUGGGAUCGGUCUGCCCCAGAACUCUCCUCUGACCCGUAACGUGUCCGAGUAUGUUAGUCGCUAUAAGUCUGAUGGCUACAUGGACAUGCUGCACGACAAAUGGUACAAAGUGGUCCCAUGUGGAAAGAGGGUCUUCGCCGUGACUGAGACUCUGCAGAUGGGUAUCCAGCAUUUCUCUGGGCUGUUUGUGCUGCUGUGUGUGGGCGUGGCCGGGGCAUUACUCUCCCUGCUGGGUGAACACGCCUUCUACCGCUUCAUACUGCCUCACCUGCGCCACCAGCACAGGCUCAGGUACUGGCUCCACACCAGCCAGAAGAUCCAUCGGGCCUUAAACAUGGCAUGUGAUGAGGACAGUAAAGCAGAGGCAGCUAUUACAGACAGAAGCCCCUCUUUAUGUCUGUCAGAAAACUGUAACCUGCACCGCGUUCGCACUGCUGUGCCCACCAUUUCCAUCUCCACCUCCAGCAACUACAGCUCUGCUCCCAGGUGGAACAACGAGAGCACCAAGGCCGAGCUUAAGGAUGCCAAUCACAAGCGUGUCCACUUUAACCUGGAGACCCUAAACAGCUACCGGCUGGACCAGGGCAGGAGGGGUUUGGUGGGCAGCCCCCCGACCCAGCUGUGUGCCAACGGUGGUCCGUCUCCUGGACUCAGCCUGGUUCUCUCCCCGCCGUCUGGAGCCUCUGCACGCCCCUCCUCUCCUUGGGAGCUAGAGCUCCAAGAGCUCCAGGUGAGGAUCGAGGAGUUUCGUGGCCAGCUCAGGGCUGCCCUGGCCAGGAGAGCAGAGCUCCAGAGGACUCUAGAGAAAGAGAGACAGAGCAGGACAGAGGGUCAGAACCGGGGGAUUUCAAACACCAUCCCUGCUGGACACUCUAACUCAUCCACUGCCUCCAAUGUGGCAGCCAAAGUCAUCAACAAGAGGAGAUGAUUAGAGUUUGUAUCUGCAUCAUUACAAGGCAGAGUAAUGGAGCGCAAGCGAAGUGCAAGGUCUGUUUAUGGAGGUUCAUCCAGUACUCAUGGUCAUUAGCAUUAACAUGGACAAAGGCAUAGAAAGACAGGGCUAUCCUGUGCAUAUCUGAAGUGGCUAACAACCUGGACAAAUUAAGGAGUAGCCAGCAGGCAAAGAGUAAGGCUAAACAAACCAGGCUUAAACAUGGGAUCAGGCCAGGGAUUGCAAAGGUGGUGGAAAGCCUUCUCAGAUGAAGCAAGGCUGUUACUGCAGUACAGUGGAGACCAAUACCCCGAUAAUACCCUUGAUUUUGGAAGAAAUCUGAGAUGAGCAGCUGUCUCAAUACAAAUAGUGUACUAGACAGUGAAACAGGUUGUAAGCAGGAGGUCCAUUUAUUGAGGUUCAUUCAGAUCAUGGUGUCUAUUCAUAGCUUGGAUCGAGGCACAAGCAGAUAGGGCUGACCUAGACAUCUUCAAAGUCGACAGAGAGCAAACAGGCGAGGUCAACAACCUGGAGAAACAACUCUGGGCUGCUCUGGCCAGGAGAGCAGAUCUGCAGAUAAAGCCAGGAGCCUCCAACGCAGCAGCCAAAAACAGUAUUGCACAUCUCUGUAGCAUACAAGGCAGUAAAUUGAGACACUGGCAAGCCAAGGUCCUAGAAAACAAAGGAAAGGCUUAAGCAAGUGACUAAAAUUCAACCAGCAACAAAGCCUGGAAAUUGGCAGGAUAGACACACAGUGAGCUCCAGGUGAUAGUAAAGGAGGUUCAUAGCUGCUUAAGGCUUCCUCAGCAUGGAGAGCAGAGCUCCAGAUGAGCCUAGAGAAAGAGAGACAGCCAUGAGUUUUCCAGUCCCCACUGGAUACUCCAGUGUAUAAUAUAUAACAUCAACCGUGGCAGCCAAAGAUGUCAACGGGAGGUCGUGAGAAUCUGUGUCUGUUACAUGCAAGCAAGGGUAGUAGGUGCAAGCGAAGUAGGUUCAAGGCACAGGCAGAGAGGACUAUCCUAGCCAUAUCCAAAGUUGUAAACAACAGAGGAAGACUAAGGCCCAAGAAACCAAACAAGGGAAUUAAAGCAAGGACAGUGCUAGAAAUUGCAAGACUAAUUCAAUAUGGAGCUCCAGGUGAUCUCCUACCAAGGCAACUAGAGCUCCAAAGUUUCCUGGAGAAAGAGAAACAGAGCUGGACAGAGAGCCAGAGAUGCUGGAUUUCCUAAAUGAUCCCUGUUUAAUGCUUGUUUUUUUUUGGUCCAUUAACUAGCUAUACCCAAGCAAGUCUAACUAAGCCCAAGGUCAUAGGAAACAAAGAACAAGGCUUAACCAUGAGACUAGGGUUAAACCAGCAACAAGGCUAGGAAUUAGCUAAACACACAAUGAGCUCUAAGUGAGAAUAGAGGAGGUUCAUAGCUACUCAGGGCAGCUCUGGCUUGGAAGGUGAAAAGAGAAAGAGAAAGUGAGGCAGAACUGUGGGCCUUCCAGUACAGUUGUGCUGGACACUCCAAUCCACCCUUCUUGGCAGGCAAAGGUAUCAACACCAGGAGGUGAGAAUAGUCCACUUCUGUAAAGUGCAAGGCUGGGUAAUAGGGUGCAAGCAAAGUUCUUUUUACUGGGGUUUUUCACACUCAGACAGGACUAUUCUAGCCAUACAGAAAGUCAUACAUUAAGACAUAGACAGGCUAAGGUCCUUGGAAACAAAGAACUGUGAAAGAUUUCAACAAAGGACAAGGUUUAAACACAGGAACAAUCCUUUGAAGUCUAAAUAAAUUAGGAGCUCUAGGUGAGUUCAAAGCUGCUCUGGCUGGAGAAAGAGCCAGACGGACAAAGGGCCACAGAAUUUUCAACGCCAUCCUUCUGGACACUCAUCCUUGAUUUUCUUUCUUUAUUUUUUAAUGCAGUAAUCAUAGUCAAUAUCCAUAGCAUGGUUCUGGGUACCAGCCGACAGGACCAUCCUAAGGCAUAAUCAUGGUCAAAAAGUGAUAUGUCAGCAGAGGAAGUUCAACAAGUAGUAGAAACUUCUAGAAAACAAGAACAGGGAUACAAAUAUAGACAGUAUGAAGUACCGUUAGAUGAGUCUACUUUCAUAGUCAGAAUGACAGGGAACAGAUGUACCACAGUUAGGCCUUGUUCACACAUACUGUGUCUGUGUGGCAUGAGCAAUGCGAAAAGUCUUGCUUUUCAUGUUAACAGGUGGGUGCUUCCACCCAGGCUGUGAGUGCGAAGUGGCAGAGCAUCCCAGACACUGCACUGAAGUUGCACGGUAUUUAGAAAAUAGGCCAUGUGUCCAUUUUUUCAGCGCGCUGUGUGCAUCACGCAGCAAAAUACACUGAAAUGAGCCAUGAAAAUCAAUAAAAAUUAAACAGAUGAUGGUAUAGAAACUUAAAAAUGCAUUUUUUUAUUUAAUUCAAUUCACGAAAAAGUACUAAUUAAACACUCUGUGCUGUAAACAGAUUCCCUGGUUGAUCUACCAGGCUUGAAAUUUUGGCCUAAUCACAAGGUAGAAUGCUGUUGAGGAUAAACAAACAUACUGCACACUUUUUUUCAUAUUUUUUAUGAAAAAUAAUUAGCAUGGAAUUUUAUUGUAAAUAAUUGUUAUCUGUUUUAUUCUCCAUACCCAGCCCCCCAAAAACACAGUUUGCUACAGCUUAAACCACUUUUCCACUGCAUGGUACCAACUUGACUCGACUCUUUUGGUUCUCUGUUAGGCAAAUCUGGUCAUGUUUUUGGUAUCACCUCCAUCGAGGUUCCAAAUAAACUGAGCUCAUACCAAAAGAGGACAUGGAAAAACUGAACUGCUGAUUGGUCAGAGAGAAUAGUCAAUAUCACCCUAAACACACAUGCUAACAUUAGCUACCAGGUUAGCGUAGCCACUUGCAUCACCUUUGAGCACCAGAAUCACCUCGUCAUCUGAACACUGUAGUUUUUCCUAAACUCUCCUGUUUUUGUUUUGUGGUGUGUGUGUGUGUGUGUGUGUGUGUGUGUGUGUGUGUGUGUGUGUGUGUGUGUGUGUCAGCCUCUUCUGAACCAAGCUUGUGUCAUUCACGUCAGGGCAGCUUCAUUUGGCUUUGCUAUGGCAAACGGCUACAUUGA
This is a messenger RNA of Pygocentrus nattereri (red-bellied piranha), 6623 nucleotides long. RefSeq names its product glutamate receptor, ionotropic, N-methyl-D-aspartate 3Ba (gene grin3ba). Bases 102 to 3521 code for a protein of 1139 amino acids. NCBI's taxonomy places the organism in Eukaryota, Metazoa, Chordata, Actinopteri, Characiformes, Serrasalmidae. Gene Ontology annotation, molecular function: transmitter-gated monoatomic ion channel activity involved in regulation of postsynaptic membrane potential; NMDA glutamate receptor activity. Gene Ontology annotation, biological process: ionotropic glutamate receptor signaling pathway; modulation of chemical synaptic transmission; monoatomic ion transport. The record is from RefSeq and is a predicted model, not a curated record. The transcript is spliced from 10 exons. Gene Ontology annotation, cellular component: plasma membrane; postsynaptic membrane.